AUGAUAAACCCUCUCCUCCUCUCCGUUCACCUCCUCUCCUCCCCUCCGUUCAACUCCUCUCCUCCCCUCCGUUCACCUCCUCUCCUCCCCUCCGUUCAACUCCUCUCCUCCCCUCCGUUCACCUCCUCUCCUCCCCUCCGUUCAACUCCUCUCCUCUCCUCCGUUCACCUCCUCUCCUCCCCUCCGUUCAACUCCUCUCCUCCCCUCCGUUCACCUCCUCUCCUCCCCUUCGUUCAACUCCUCUCCUCCCCUCCGUUCACCCCCUCUCCUCCCCUCCGUUCAACUCCUCUCCUCCCCUCCGUUCAACUCCUCUCCUCCCCUCCGUUUAACUCCUCUCCUCCCCUCCGUUCAACUCCUCUCCUCCCCUCCGUUCACCUCCUCUCCUCCCCUCCGUUCAACUCCUCUCCUCCUCUCCGUUCACCUCCUCUCCUCCCCUCCGUUCAACUCCUCUCCUCCCCUCCGUUCAACUCCUCUCCUCCCCUCCGUUCACCUCCUCUCCUCCCCUCCGUUCAACUCCUCUCCUCCCCUCCGUUCACCUCCUCUCCUCCCCUCCGUUCAACUCCUCUCCUCCCCUCCGUUCACCUCCUCUCCUCCCCUCCGUUCAACUCCUCUCCUCCCCUCCGUUCAACUCCUCUCCUUCCCUCCGUUCAACUCCUCUCCUCCCCUCCGUUCACCUCCUCUCCUCCCCUCUGUUCAACUCCUCUCCUCCCCUCCGUUCACCUCCUCUCCUCCCCUCCGUUCACCUCCUCUCCUCCCCUCCGUUCAACUCCUCUCCUCCCCUCCGUUCAACUCCUCUCCUCCCCUCCGUUCACCUCCUCUCCUCCCCUCCGUUCAACUCCUCUCCUCCCCUCCGUUCACCUCCUCUCCUCCCCUUCGUUCAACUCCUCUCCUCCUCUCCGUUCACCUCCUCUCCUCCCCUCCGUUCACCUCCUCUCCUCCCCUCCGUUCAACUCCUCUCCUCCCCUCCGUUCAACUCCUCUCCUCCCCUCCGUUCACCUCCUCUCCUCCCCUCCGUUCACCUCCUCUCCUCCCCUCCAUUUAACUCCUCUCCUCCCCUCCGUUCACCUCCUCUCCUCCCCUUCGUUCAACUCCUCUCCUCCUCUCCGUUCACCUCCUCUCCUCCCCUCCGUUCACCUCCUCUCCUCCCCUCCGUUCAACUCCUCUCCUCCCCUCCGUUCAACUCCUCUCCUCCCCUCCGUUCACCUCCUCUCCUCCCCUCCGUUCACCUCCUCUCCUCCCCUCCGUUCAACUCCUCUCCUCCCCUCCGUUCACCUCCUCUCCUCCCCUCCGUUCAACUCCUCUCCUCCCCUCCGUUCACCUCCUCUCCUCCCCUCCGUUCAACUCCUCUCCUCCCCUCCGUUUAACUCCUCUCCUCCCCUCCGUUCAACUCCUCUCCUCCCCUCCGUUCACCUCCUCUCCUCCCCUCCGUUCAAAUCCUCUCCUCCCCUCCGUUCACCUCGUCUCCUCCCUCCGUUCAACUCCUCUCCUCCCCUCCGUUCACCUCCUCUCCUCCCCUCUGUUCAACUCCUCUCCUCCCCUCCGUUAACCUCCUCUCCUCCCCUACGUUCAACUCCUCUCCUCCACUCCGUUCACCUCCUCUCCUCCCCUCCGUUCAACUCCUCUCCUCCCCUCCGUUCAACUCCUCUCCUCCCCUCCAUUCACCUCCUCUCCUCCCCUCCGUUCAACUCCUCUCCUCCCCUCCGUUCACCUCCUCUCCUCCCCUCCGUUCAACUCCUCUCCUCCUCUCCGUUCACCUCCUCUCCUCCCCUCCGUUCAACUCCUCUCCUCCCCUCCGUUCAACUCCUCUCCUCCCCUCCGUUCACCUCCUCUCCUCCCCUCCGUUUAACUCCUCUCCUCCCCUCCGUUCAACUCCUCUCCUCCCCUCCGUUCACCUCCUCUCCUCCCCUCCGUUCAACUCCUCUCCUCCUCUCCGUUCACCUCCUCUCCUCCCCUCCGUUCAACUCCUCUCCUCCCCUCCGUUCAACUCCUCUCCUCCCCUCCGUUCACCUCCUCUCCUCCCCUCCGUUCAACUCCUCUCCUCCCCUCCGUUCACCUCCUCUCCUCCCCUCCGUUCAACUCCUCUCCUCCCCUCCGUUCACCUCCUCUCCUCCCCUCCGUUCAACUCCUCUCCUCCCUCCGUUCAACUCCUCUCCUUCCCUCCGUUCAACUCCUCUCCUCCCCUCCGUUCACCUCCUCUCCUCCCCUCCGUUCAGCUCCUCUCCUCCCCUCCGUUCACCUCCUCUCCUCCCCUCCGUUCAACUCCUCUCCUCCCCUCCGUUCAACUCCUCUCCUCCCCUCCGUUCACCUCCUCUCCUCCCCUCCGUUCAACUCCUCUCCUCCCCUCCGUUCACCUCCUCUCCUCCCCUCCGUUCAACUCCUCUCCUCCCCUCCGUUCAACUCCUCUCCUCCCCUCCGUUCAACUCCUCUCCUCCCCUCCGUUCACCUCCUCUCCUCCCCUCCGUUCAACUCCUCUCCUCCCCUCCGUUCACCUCCUCUCCUCCCCUCCGUUCAACUCCUCUCCUCCCCUCCGUUCAACUCCUCUCCUCCCCUCCGUUCACCUCCUCUCCUCCCCUCCGUUCAACUCCUCUCCUCCCCUCCGUUCACCUCCUCUCCUCCCCUUCGUUCAACUCCUCUCCUCCUCUCCGUUCACCUCCUCUCCUCCCCUCCGUUCACCUCCUCUCCUCCCCUCCGUUCAACUCCUCUCCUCCCCUCCGUUCAACUCCUCUCCUCCCCUCCGUUCACCUCCUCUCCUCCCCUCCGUUCACCUCCUCUCCUCCCCUCCAUUUAACUCCUCUCCUCCCCUCCGUUCACCUCCUCUCCUCCCCUUCGUUCAACUCCUCUCCUCCUCUCCGUUCACCUCCUCUCCUCCCCUCCGUUCACCUCCUCUCCUCCCCUCCGUUCAACUCCUCUCCUCCCCUCCGUUCAACUCCUCUCCUCCCCUCCGUUCACCUCCUCUCCUCCCCUCCGUUCACCUCCUCUCCUCCCCUCCGUUCAACUCCUCUCCUCCCCUCCGUUCACCUCCUCUCCUCCCCUCCGUUCAACUCCUCUCCUCCCCUCCGUUCACCUCCUCUCCUCCCCUCCGUUCAACUCCUCUCCUCCCCUCCGUUUAACUCCUCUCCUCCCCUCCGUUCAACUCCUCUCCUCCCCUCCGUUCACCUCCUCUCCUCCCCUCCGUUCAAAUCCUCUCCUCCCCUCCGUUCACCUCGUCUCCUCCCCUCCGUUCAACUCCUCUCCUCCCCUCCGUUCACCUCCUCUCCUCCCCUCUGUUCAACUCCUCUCCUCCCCUCCGUUAACCUCCUCUCCUCCCCUACGUUCAACUCCUCUCCUCCACUCCGUUCACCUCCUCUCCUCCCCUCCGUUCAACUCCUCUCCUCCCCUCCGUUCAACUCCUCUCCUCCCCUCCAUUCACCUCCUCUCCUCCCCUCCGUUCAACUCCUCUCCUCCCCUCCGUUCACCUCCUCUCCUCCCCUCCGUUCAACUCCUCUCCUCCUCUCCGUUCACCUCCUCUCCUCCCCUCCGUUCAACUCCUCUCCUCCCCUCCGUUCAACUCCUCUCCUCCCCUCCGUUCACCUCCUCUCCUCCCCUCCGUUGAACUCCUCUCCUCCCCUCCGUUCAACUCCUCUCCUCCCCUCCGUUCACCUCCUCUCCUCCCCUCCGUUCAACUCCUCUCCUCCUCUCCGUUCACCUCCUCUCCUCCCCUCCGUUCAACUCCUCUCCUCCCUCCGUUCAACUCCUCUCCUCCCCUCCGUUCACCUCCUCUCCUCCCCUCCGUUCAACUCCUCUCCUCCCCUCCGUUCACCUCCUCUCCUCCCCUCCGUUCAACUCCUCUCCUCCCCUCCGUUCACCUCCUCUCCUCCCCUCCGUUCAACUCCUCUCCUCCCCUCCGUUCAACUCCUCUCCUUCCCUCCGUUCAACUCCUCUCCUCCCCUCCGUUCACCUCCUCUCCUCCCCUCCGUUCAGCUCCUCUCCUCCCCUCCGUUCACCUCCUCUCCUCCCCUCCGUUCAACUCCUCUCCUCCCCUCCGUUCAACUCCUCUCCUCCCCUCCGUUCACCUCCUCUCCUCCCCUCCGUUCAACUCCUCUCCUCCCCUCCGUUCACCUCCUCUCCUCCCCUCCGUUCAACUCCUCUCCUCCCCUCCGUUCAACUCCUCUCCUCCCCUCCGUUCAACUCCUCUCCUCCCCUCCGUUCACCUCCUCUCCUCCCCUCCGUUCAACUCCUCUCCUCCCCUCCGUUCACCUCCUCUCCUCCCCUCCGUUCAACUCCUCUCCUCCCCUCCGUUCACCUCCUCUCCUCCCCUCCGUUCAACUCCUCUCCUCCCCUCCGCUUAACUCCUCUCCUCCCCUCCGUUCAACUCCUCUCCUCCCCUCCGUUCACCUCCUCUCCUCCCCUCCGUUCAACUCCUCUCCUCCCCUCCGUUCACCUCGUCUCCUCCCCUCCGUUCACCUCCUCUCCUCCCCUCCGUUCACCUCCUCUCCUCCCCUCUGUUCAACUCCUCUCCUCCCCUCCGUUCAGCUCCUCUCCUCCCCUCCGUUCACCUCCUCUCCUCCCUCCGUUCACCUCCUCUCCUCCCCUCCGUUCAACUCCUCUCCUCCCCUCCGUUCACCUCCUCUCCUCCCCUCCGUUCAACUCCUCUCCUCCCCUCCGUUCACCUCCUCUCCUCCCCUCCGUUCAACUCCUCUCCUCCCCUCCGUUCAACUCCUCUCCUCCCCUCCGUUCACCUCCUCUCCUCCCCUUUGUUCACCUCCUCUCCUCCCCUCCGUUCAACUCCUCUCCUCCCCUCCGUUCACCUCCUCUCCUCCCCUUUGUUCACCUCCUCUCCUCCCCUCCGUUCAACUCCUCUCCUCCCCUCCGUUCAACUCCUCUCCUCCCCUCCGUUCAACUCCUCUCCUCCCCUCCGUUCACCUCCUCUCCUCCCCUCCGUUCACCUCCUCUCCUCCCCUCCGUUCACCUCCUCUCCUCCUCUCCGUUCAACUCCUCUCCUCCCCUCCGUUCAACUCCUCUCCUCCCCUCCGUUCACCUCCUCUCCUCCCCUCCGUUCAACUCCUCUCCUCCCCUCCGUUCACCUCCUCUCCUCCCCUGCGUUCAACUCCUCUCCUCCCCUCCGUUCACCUCCUCUCCUCCCCUCCGUUCAACUCCUCUCCUCCCCUCCGUUUAACUCCUCUCCUCCCCUCCGUUCAACUCCUCUCCUCCCCUCCGUUCACCUCCUCUCCUCCCCUCCGUUCAACUCCUCUCCUCCCCUCCGUUCACCUCGUCUCCUCCCCUCCGUUCAACUCCUCUCCUCCCCUCCGUUCACCUCCUCUCCUCCCCUCUGUUCAACUCCUCUCCUCCCCUCCGUUAACCUCCUCUCCUCCCCUACGUUCAACUCCUCUCCUCCACUCCGUUCACCUCCUCUCCUCCCCUCCGUUCAACUCCUCUCCUCCCCUCCGUUCAACUCCUCUCCUCCCCUCCAUUCACCUCCUCUCCUCCCCUCCGUUCAACUCCUCUCCUCCCCUCCGUUCACCUCCUCUCCUCCCCUCCGUUCAACUCCUCUCCUCCCCUCCGUUCACCUCCUCUCCUCCCCUCCGUUCAACUCCUCUCCUCCCCUCCGUUCAACUCCUCUCCUCCCUCCAUUCACCUCCUCUCCUCCCCUCCGUUCAACUCCUCUCCUCCCCUCCGUUCAACUCCUCUCCUCCCCUCCGUUCACCUCCUCUCCUCCCCUCCGUUCAACUCCUCUCCUCCCCUCCGUUCAACUCCUCUCCUCCCCUCCAUUCACCUCCUCUCCUCCCCUCCGUUCACCUCCUCUCCCCCCCUCCGUUCAACUCCUCUCCUCCCCGCCGUUCACCUCCUCUCCUCCCCUUCGUUCACCUUCUCUCCUCCCCUCUGCUCAACUCUCCUCCCCUGCCUGGAGAGGGCUGGCUUGAGUUUCUCGGCCUUUCUGUGGGGCUGGGCGGCGUCUCGUACGGCGGGGUGAUCAUGCUACAGUACACCGUGCUGGUCGCCACAGGUACUGCCAUCUGUCUGGGGCUUUGGCGUAUUGAGGUGUAUCACCCCACCCCGUUUCGAGGAGGGGCGAAUGGGGGAGGCUACCUGCUGAACAACUACGAGUCGUUUGCCAUCACAGUGGGCGCCAUUCUCCUCUGCGGCAUUCUCAACUCCUUCUCCAUCAAGUUCAUCGGCCGCCUUGCCGUCGUCAGUGCCGUCUAUCAGUUCAUCGGCCGUGUGGCCGUGAUGAGCGCUGAUGAUUACCAGACGGGUUUCCCCUUCCACAUGGGUUUCCCCUUUGAGCAGAUGAUUCUGCUCCCCUCGCUACUGCCAAUGGGUCUCGCCAUAGUCAUCAUGAUUCUGCUGCCGUCGGUAGCGCCAGUGCACCAGAGUGCCUCCUUCGUCUUCACUCACCACCACGUGCAGCUGGACGUGUCUCUGCUGCCCACUAUGGCAAGUUUCGAGGCGCCUCAAAAACGCCUCUCACCUGCGUGCCCCUCCUCUCACUUUGAUACCCAUUGCUGCACAUCCCCCUUCCAAUCCCCCCCCCGGGCCUACGCCUUCAUAGCAGCCAUGCAGCUGUCCCAGUACUCCCUCUACGCAUACGACACCGCCGCCCACAUAGCAGAAGAAAUCAAGAGCUCUAACCACACGUUCUCUGCCAGCCAGCAUGGCAGAGACACGCACCCGCCACCACCCACAUGCAACUCCAUCUAUUCCCUCUCUCACCUUCCCUCCCUUCCCCUCUGGACCCUGCCCAGGCCGAUGCAGCUAUCGCAGUACUCCCUCUACGCAUACGACACAGUGGCCCACAUGGCAGAGGAGACCAAGCGCUCCGAUCGCGCGUCCCCAGCCAGCAUGGUGCUCUGCCUGUCCGCGGUCAGCCUGCUCGCGUGGGGGCUGCUCGUCGCCUUCACCUUCUGCAUUCAGAACGACGACAACCUCACCAGCCCGGACAGCGUUACGGCCGGCAAUCAGAUCCUGGUUACCAUCAUCUGGGAGGCCUUUUUCGCUCGUCUUGGCAACGACACAGGGGUGGUGGUGGUCGUGCUUUUGCUCAUCCACUCUCAUCGUCUUUUGAGGCGCCUCAAAAGUCCUGUGCAGGGGUUAUGUUCCCCACCAGCUGGGCAGUGGCAGUGCUCUCACGCAUCUGCAUUGCCCUCCUCUUCCUCCCCCCACAGGUUUGGCAGCGGCACAGGGGCGGUGGUGGUGCUCUCGCUCAUCUACAUCGCCUUCCUCUUCCAUCCUCCCAUGCACCCCCCCUCGUGCUACCGUGUGUUGCUGUCCCCUCUUGUGCCUGUCUCCUGCAACAGCUUCGGCAGUGGCACAGGGGCGGUGGUGGUGCUCUCACUCAUCUACAUCGCCUUCCUCUUUGGCGUCUUCGCCGGCAUUCUUGGCGCCUCCCGCGCGGCCUACGCCAUAUCGCGAGACAAGGGCCUGCCAUUCGCGCUCAUCUGGCGGCGGGUGAACCGAGACAAGACGCCCAUCUACUCCGUGUGGCUGUGCUGUGGCGUCGCCAUCCUCUUCUCCCUGCCACUCCUCAAGGACUCUUUCCUCUUCUCCGCCAUCACCUCCCUCGCCACCGUCGCCUGGGUGGGCGGCUAUGCUGUCCCCAUCUUCUUUCGGCUCAUUCAAAGGGAGGAGGACUUUGAACCGGGCCCGUUCUACCUCUCUAAAUACGUCGGCGUGUGGGGCAGACCUUUCAAGACUUGCCUUGCCUUGCUGCAAUGCUCUGCCUCGACGGCGCUGCUCAUUCACCCCUCCUCCCUAAACCAUGGACCCGUGGGCGUGAUCUUCGCCCCCGCAUCAUCCACAAUCUCUCCGCUCAGCAGCACCGUCGUUGCCCCCAUGCGGAACCCCUUCUUGGCACUCGCUGCCAUUGCUCGCGAAGAGGAGGAGGAGGAGGAGGAGAAGAAGAAGAAGGAGGUGGAGGAGGAGGAGGAGGAGGAGGAGGAGGAGGAGGAGGAGGAGGAGGAGGAGGAGGAGGAGGAGGAGGAGGAGGAGGAGACGGAGGCGGAUGGGUGGAGCAGUGAUUGUUGGUAUGCCUGGGAGCUGCACUAG
This is a messenger RNA of Closterium sp. NIES-65, 8022 nucleotides long. NCBI's taxonomy places the organism in Eukaryota, Viridiplantae, Streptophyta, Zygnematophyceae, Desmidiales, Closteriaceae. The record is from the annotation of a GenBank genome assembly.